CGCAGUUGCAGAGGCCGGAAGCGGAAGGCUGGGGCAGCCAAGCCGCUGCCCGGGCAGGAUCCCUGAUGUCGCCACCCCCAGCCCCACUGGUGGUUCCGAUGCCUGGGGAGAUCUGGCCUGGUUUCAGGAAGCCUGAGCUUGUGAGCUUCGCGGACGUAGCCGUGUAUUUCUCCCCGCAGGAGUGGGGGUGUCUGCGGCCCGCGCAGAGAGCCCUGUACCGGGAGGUGAUGCUCGAGACCUACGGCCUCCUGGGCGCGCUCGGGUUCCCGGGCCCCAAACCAGCCCUCAUCUCUUGGAUGGAACAGGAGAGUGAGGCUUGGAGCCCCGCCGCCCAGGAUCCUGAGGAGGGGGAAAGCCUGGGAGGAGCUCCGAGAGGAGACACUCCAAAUGAGGGAGCGUGGGGCUGCAAGGAAGGAGGUGAGAGGCCGGCAGACAUUUCUGCUCAGCUGCAACCUAAAGAGGUGGAUAAACACAAGACUCAUCCCAUGGCUACCAAGGCCUCUGCAGGGGCACAGCCACCUACCAAAGCUGCCCCAGACCAGAUAGCAGGCGUGCAGCUUCCUGCUCAGGUACCCAACACAGAUAUACAGGCCAGCCAGCGACGCCAUGUGUGUGUGGACUGUGGACGCCGGUUUACCUACCCGUCUUUACUGGUCAGCCACCGGCGCAUGCACUCUGGUGAGCGACCCUUCCCCUGUCCAGAAUGUGGUGUUCGCUUCAAGAGGAAGUUCGCAGUGAAAGCACAUCAAUGGAUCCACCGUUCCUGCUCAGGGGGUCGCCGAGGCCGAAGGCCUGGGAUCCGGGCUGUGCCUGGAGCCCCAGUCCGAGGAGACCGGGAUCCACCAGUGCUCUUUCGGCAUUAUCCAGACAUCUUUGAGGAGUGUGGGUGAGUUCAACAGCUGCCUUCGUCUGGAGGUCUGGAGCGGAGCGUGAACUUGGCACUGAGAGUCAACUGAGUCAAGACUUGGGAAUUGAAAUACACCUGUUUGACUUCUCAAGGAUCGCUUGUAAAAUUGUGAAAAGAAAAUUUCCUGUAAAAAUCCAUACAGAUUAAACCUGACAACUGCCCAACCCCCA
Rattus rattus (black rat) is the source of this 1077-nucleotide messenger RNA. RefSeq names its product zinc finger protein 688 (gene Znf688). Bases 66 to 890 code for a protein of 274 amino acids. The transcript is spliced from 3 exons. NCBI's taxonomy places the organism in Eukaryota, Metazoa, Chordata, Mammalia, Rodentia, Muridae. The record is from RefSeq and is a predicted model, not a curated record. Gene Ontology annotation, biological process: regulation of DNA-templated transcription.